Molecule: messenger RNA, 3334 nt
Organism: Pistacia vera
Lineage: Eukaryota; Viridiplantae; Streptophyta; Magnoliopsida; Sapindales; Anacardiaceae
Product: G-type lectin S-receptor-like serine/threonine-protein kinase At4g03230
Exons: 7
Coding region: 637-3240 (867 amino acids)
Biological process (GO): protein phosphorylation; recognition of pollen
Molecular function (GO): protein serine/threonine kinase activity; ATP binding
Source: RefSeq, a predicted model, not a curated record
UAUCUCACACCACAUAGACAAAGUGAAACUUGCAGAUCAGAGUUAACAUAAGAUCAUGUCCGCUGUAAAUCAACUUGAAAAUCAUGUGGAUGCCAGUAGAAUUUGUGGCCACUGGUGAAUGAACAAACGACUCAAGUCUUCUUCUAUGAAGAAAACUCUGUAAGUAAUUGCUUACACCCUUCUGUAAGAACUAUCAUUAGAUGCACUGAGAUUCAGAUGUUACGUACUGUGGUCAUUUUAUAUACAUUUUUGUUCUGUUUUCAUCUUCCAUUCUGUUCUGCGAAAGAUACCUUAACAUUGAAUGAUUCCAUUAGCGAUCAAAAGAAUAAAACUCUGUAUUUUUGCUCUUGCACUUAGUACCAAAUGCCAUAUGAAAAGUUUAACCACAGUGUUUCACAUUAGACCAUUGUUAAUAUUUCGGUUUCAUAGAUGCCCCAGCUUCCGCUUCCUUUUGAAGUUCUGUCAACAACGUGUUGAAGCAUUUGCCUAUUAAAAUUAAGCAUGAGUGGUAAUAGAGAAAGAAAAGGGUGUAUCCACAUGAAUUGCUAAUCAGAUAGCAGAGGCGCAUUGAAUUACCAAGAGUAACUGAGCAAAAUUGUUGCAAGAAUUGAAGAACUGCUACAGGACAGUAUAAGGAUGGAAAGGCCCGAGAGAAGAGUAACCGUUAGAAGGCCUCCAAAUCCAAAUAACCAGCCAUCUACCAUCUGCUUUCUGUACACGAUUUUGUCAUGUUCCUUUGUUCUAUGUUGCUCUACUAGGGAUACUAUAACAGUAGACAGUUUGCUUAAAGAUGGAGAAACACUUGUGUCAGCCGGAAACAGAUUUGAACUGGGCUUCUUUAACCCAACUAAAAGAUCUGAAGGGAACAGAAGAUACGUUGGAAUAUGGUACUACAAGUCAAAUCCACGAGUAGUUGUAUGGGUUGCCAAUCGGGACAACCCUCUUCCAGUUUCUAUAGGAGUUUUUGCUAUUGCAGAUGAUGGCAAUCUCAAGAUAUUCGACGCAAACGGAAGUGUUCAUUGGUACACAAAAUGUGAAAAGUCUUCCUCUCCAUCCCGGGUGGCCAAGCUCAUGGAUUCUGGAAACUUGGUUCUCACUGAUGAUCGUUUGGCGACGAGUUCAUGGGAAAGCUUUAAACAACCAACUGAUACAUUUCUUCCCGGCAUGAAGAUGGAUGAAAAUUUAACAUUGACUUCGUGGAUUAGUCAAGAUGAUCCGGCAGUUGGGAAUUUCACGUUUGGGGCUGUCCUAGCUGACAACCAAUAUCAUAUCUUGAGAAAAUAUCUUCCAUACUGGAAAAGUGGGGAGCCCGGGAAAUCCUUUACUGAAGAUGAAAUGCCUCCCUUCAUAACCAAACUCUUAUCAAAUUUGAGCCAGAACCUGAAUGUCAAACCUUCCAAUUCCAAAUCUCCCUUUGAUAAUAUAAAUAUGUCAACCAUUGACCUUAAUAAUUCGAGGCUGACUAUGAGUUUUACUGGGCAGAUACAGUUAUGGAGCAAAGAUAAAGUGAAGGGAUGGUCUUUGAUUUGGUGGAAACCAAGAGACAGAUGCGGUUUAAUAAAUCAUUGUGGGAAUUUUGGCAUCUGUAAUAGUAGCAAUAAGUUGGAGUGCACAUGUUUGCCAGGCUUCAUGCCAGUGUCACCUGAAAAUUGGGAUUCUGGAGACUAUACAGGUGGAUGCCAAAGAAAAACUAAAUUUUGUCCCGGAAAGGAUUUGUUCUUAAGUUUAAAAAAGGUGAAAGUGGAAAGUGAAUACUCCAAGGUUCCGGCCACAAAUGAAACAGACUGCUUGGAGCAGUGCCGUAACACUUGCCAGUGCCAAGCAUAUUCAUAUGAUGAACCCAAAAACAGCACACGAAGAGGCGACCCAACAAGUACUACCACGUGCUUGCUUUGGACAGAGGAUCUCAGUGGUAUUCAGGAAGAAUAUGGCAAUGAUGGUCCUGACCUCCAUGUCCGUGUGGCAGCUUCUGACACAGAAAAUGGGAAUACUACGCAAGAUGGAGGUGGUUACCCAAAGCGAGGAAGGAAGAAAUGGACGCUGAUUGUUGGAGUGACUGUUGCCGGUGUGAUGAUUUUGUCUUCCACCACUGUCUAUUUUUACUUACGAAGAAAGACCGUCGAAAGGCAAGAAAACAGGGAAAGCAUUCGACAGAAUAUGGCUGCUCGUUUCUAUGACAGUGCAAGACAUGUCAAGGACUUGGUAGAAACGGACCAAUUUAAAGAAGAUAAAAAAGGCAUAGAUUUGCCUUUCUUUGAUUUUGAAAGCAUACUAGCUGCUACAGAUAAUUUCUCAGAAUCAAACAUGCUCGGAAAGGGGGGGUUUGGGCCUGUUUACAAGGGUAAGUUUCCAGGAGGUCAAGAAAUUGCUGUAAAGAGGCUCUCAAGCGUUUCAGGACAGGGUUUGGAGGAGUUUAAGAAUGAAGUAGUGUUGAUUGCAAGGCUUCAACAUCGUAAUCUCGUUAAUCUUUUGGGUUACUGCUUAGAAGUGGGUGAAAAGAUUUUAUUCUAUGAAUAUAUGCCCAACAAAAGCUUAGACUCCUUUAUAUUUGAUCCUACACGCAGUGUUUUGUUGGACUGGGAGAUGCGCUUCAACAUCAUUUUAGGAAUUGCUCGAGGAAUUCUCUAUCUUCAUCAAGAUUCUAGGCUAAGAAUCAUUCAUAGAGAUUUGAAAACAAGUAAUGUAUUACUAGAUCACGAAAUGAAUCCUAAAAUAUCUGACUUUGGCUUAGCUAGGAUUUUUGAAGGCAAACAAACAGAGGGUAGCACAAAUCGAGUGGUCGGAACUUAUGGCUAUAUGUCCCCAGAGUAUGCAUUAGAUGGAUAUUUCUCAAUCAAAUCGGAUGUCUUUAGCUUUGGUGUUGUUGUACUUGAGAUUGUAAGUGGAAAAAAGAACACGGGAUUUUAUAACUCAGAAGAGGCAUUGAGUCUUCUAGGCUAUGCGUGGAGAUUGUGGCAAGAAGACAAGGCACUGGAUAUAAUGGACCAAAAAUUAAGUCCAAGUUUCAACAAAUUUGAAAUUUUGAAGUGCAUAAAUGUUGGACUCUUAUGUGUGCAAGAAGACCCAAAUGAUCGGCCCACCAUGUCCAAUGUUGUUAUCAUGCUUGGCAGUGAAACUGCGACCCUUACAACUCCUAAACGACCAGCCUUCGUUAUAAGGAGAGGGCCUUCCACUUCAGCCUCUUCCUCCAGUAAACUAGACAUUAAUUCCGAAUUGACUGUUAGUUUAACAGGUCGAUAGUUCUUAUUGUCUUUGUCCUUUUAUUUAUCAAUCUGGAGAACUCUUGUGCAUCAAAUAACUAUUCUCUACAGAAAGUUCAGGGUUGUGGUUUAUA